AUGAACAACAGUGCUUUGCGUUUCAGCUACCUCCUGAUGGUACUAAGUGCAGUGGAAGCUGGUACAGGUGCUGUGUCAUUCUGGCGGGAGAGCUUCACUAUGACAUGUCCCGAAAAUGGGACCUGGUUCAAAUCAGAUAACCCCGUUCACAGUGCCAGCAAGGACUUCACAGUUACUUAUAAUGGCAAAAACAAAGGCCUAUACUAUUGUGAAUAUGGUGAAAAGGUCAAAUAUUAUUUCUAUGUGGAAGGAAACGUCUGUUCUGAUUGUUUUGAGCUGGACGCAGCACUGUUUGCCUUGGCCAUUGUUGCAGACAUGAGCAUAACACUUAUAUUGAUGUUACUUAUCUACAAGUGCACCAAGAAGAAAAUUUCAAAAGAUACCAAAGUAUCCACAGGCCCGGCCCAGCCUUCUCCUGACUAUGACCGCCUGAACACCCACUCCCAGGAUCCAUAUUCUUUUCUCAACAAUAGCAAAUCAAGAUGA
Messenger RNA from Nerophis lumbriciformis (worm pipefish), 486 nucleotides. The record is from RefSeq and is a predicted model, not a curated record. NCBI's taxonomy places the organism in Eukaryota, Metazoa, Chordata, Actinopteri, Syngnathiformes, Syngnathidae.